This is a messenger RNA of Cuscuta campestris, 2425 nucleotides long. The record is from the annotation of a GenBank genome assembly. NCBI's taxonomy places the organism in Eukaryota, Viridiplantae, Streptophyta, Magnoliopsida, Solanales, Convolvulaceae.
AGAGAGCCAAUUUCAUUCUCCUUCCCUGCCCAUUUACUCUCUCUCUAAAAUAUUUUUGUAGUUUACUUCUUCAAAGAGCCCAAAAGCUCCAUUAAUGGCUUUCUAGCCUAAUUCAUGUACCAUGUAUACACCCGCGAUAUUAAUAAAAAUCCCCCGUUGGCAAGGUACUGCCAAAAAGGGCCCGUGGUUUUCUCCCGAUUUGGGUUUCCACGUCAAAAUUUCUGUGUUUAUAUUUUGGUGUAUUUUUUAGACUAGUUUAUCGUUUUUGCCCGACUAAAAACGAUGUACCGGUCGAUAAUUUACACCAUCAUUUUGGCGCCGACCGUGGGACCCGAGCAAAUAGUCAUGUUGCUAAAACUAUGUCAAGUUUCUAGGGAGUGUUUAGUAUAGCCAUUUUGAGGCCCCUUUUGUGCAAAAAUUGGGUCCAAAGUGCUGAUUCAGAAGUCGCUCAAUUUCUCGGUGAGCAAAAAGUUGGGAAGGAAGCACCAAAAAAAUCUGCAUUCAACUUCUCAAUGGACAACAUGGCAGGGGAAGUACAAAAAAAAAGAAAUCAGAUUUGCUUUGGAUGAGUACUCAAUACUCAAUGCCAACAGGGAGAUGUCGCUACCACUCUCUCUGGCCGAUCGCCGCUGCCCGGCUGAUAGCCAGUACCGGCUUAAUAACAAAGAAGGAGAAGAGUGCCACCUCCGAUAAUGUCAGCCUCUGCUUCCACCAUGUUGUUGCAUCUAGAUCCGCCAUCGUUGCCGCCAUACCGGAGGUUCAUAGUCAUCGAUGCUGCAACUAAACUCGCUGUUGCUAGAUGUCGUUACUACUGUUAUGUGUAUAAUCCACCAUAGUGGAAUCCACGGAAGCUGUUGUGCGCUACUCUCAAUUGGAGUCCGCCUCUACCACAGUUGGAGUUAGCACCGACGCUACAAACUCAUCUGUCGUCGGAGGACUUUUUCAGGUCAUCAGAAAUCUUUUCACAACUGUGGAUCUGUCCCAAUUUCUUGUCCUUGAGAGCCGGUGGGGUCGUUCUCGUCCUCCCGCUCUCGCAGGAUGAAGCUCGCUCUCUCAUUACCACCACCUUGGCUAUGAAGGGCCGCCCCAUCGACUGUCUGUCAGUGGUUUUACGAUCUCUACUGUCACCACCAUUGAAGAGGAAGGAGAAGACUCACCUCGACGCCACAAUCUCUCCAAAAAUUUUCCAGAUUGGCUCAUCGUCACCACCGUCGGUGUAUAUUUGGUAGCUGUUUAUGCGGGUCACCAUCGUCACCACCACCACCAUCAUCGAAGUUCAUUGCGUCCUUCGCUGAAGUUUGACGGUCGCCAUCCUCGGGCAAAGCCCCCGAGAUCUGAUUGUUACGGGUGAAUCCGGUAUUACAGCCGCCUUACCCAAAUCUGAAAAUCUACCAUCGCCGCGAUUGAACCUGUGCAUGUCUUCGCCACCGCAUUAGAGAGGAGCAAGAACAUGUCCUUUUCCACUAAUGAAUUCUCUUCCGCCCUCUCGUAUCGCCGCUCGACACUACCGCUGCCACCACCGAGAUCUCUAGAAAAAUUUGCUUCUCGUGAGCAAGGAAAUGAGCUAGAAACUACCUCUGUUGAGAGACAACCACGUAAUGGUAAAAAUUUGAAUAGAUGGAAAAGGUAUCCUUGCAGCAGCUAAGGCACGUGAAGUAAUGGGCAAGUUUCAUGUUCUUGGUUCCUUGAGUUGAUUGAAAGUUGGCAUGAGGAUGGCAUUGGCCCACUGAAAAAACAUGCAGAGGUGCAAAGUUUGGAAUAAAAUUUUAAAGAGAUUGAAACAUAAGCUUCGGUCCAAAAAAAACCAGUGGGCUUGGGGUGACUCCCUCAUUUAUCUUCACAAUGGAUCCCAUCAUUUAAUUAUGUUUGGUGGGAGGGCAUACAUUAAAUACUGAGGAAAUCAGUUCCUCACUUAUUUCUCAAGGGGGGCCCACCACCAACAUUGGGUUAGCAUUAUGGGGCAAUAAUUUGGGUAUUUGCACAUACCUUUUGGACGAAUGCGGAGGGAAGACUGAGACACAAGCCGAGCUUGGUACGCUGGUUACAACACCGGUCUUGCUCAGUAUUAAAAAAAAGAGGAAGACUGAGACACAGGCCCGGCCUGGCACGCUGGUUACUACACCGGUCUUGCUCGGUAUAAUAAAAAAAUAUAAAAUAUGUGACACAUGCCCGGCCUGGCACGCUGGUAAAUAUCAUUCUUGUGCGCGAGACGGCGAGACAGGCCAAGAAUGAUAUACACACCGGUCUUGCACAUAUUUUCUCGUAAGUUUGAACCCAAUCGAAUUGGGUACACCGGUGUUUCAGCUGAGCUUUUAUCGGGGACGCCUGAUUCUUCAAGCCUUUUGCAUAAGGCACUUUUAUCAAAGAUGGUCUCCGCGAGACAUGAAGAUAUUUACAUCAGUCAGCCGGGCUAACAUUGAUCUUC